AUGGGCCUGUCGACGACUGGGACUCUAGUAAAACCCUCGUCCAGUCUCGUGUAUACGUUAAAUCUGUACUACGUGCUCAAAUACAACGAUAUCAUCUCCCUAAACACACUGGUUCGCUUACAACACUCUGCAUUUGCGGUGAUAAUUUGUGAAGGAUGGGCCCGGUGUCGGAAAAUGGGCCUUGUGAUCCUCGAUGCACGCACUUCUGUAUCAGCGGAUCCGGUGCCUCCUUCUCUCAAUGCCUCAACUCUGAAAGAUGAUCUGGAUAUUGACCUCGAACCGCCGCCACCUCAAAACCAUCACGACGACGAUGAUACAACUCUGCCAACCUGGGGUCUGCCUAAUCACGAAGCAUUCGACUAUGGCGCGUUGAAUCAAGAAUCCUUCCAGAGUGACCUAGAGCUUGACGAUAACAGUGACUUCGGAGUUGAGACUGCCCCCCAGACCCCAAUAUACGAUCCUGAAAUGGAUUGGGCUUCUGACUUGGGCUACACGUCUGGUGAAGCAGCCGAUAUCGAGACAGACACGGAUUCGCACCCGGAACUUGAUGACCUGCUCCCUAUAUCUCCAGCAAACUCUCAAGCGGCCUUGCCCACCGUUGGGCUGAAUAUAGAUCAGAUAGGAAACAAUCUUGAAGACGAGGCGCCUCAGGUCCCGCUUACCCCUGACGCUCCAAAUUUGGAGUUGAAUGAAGAAACAGCACAAGAGCCCAACAUUGACACUCCGAUGGAUCGCAGCGAGUUACCUGAUGGGCUGCGUGUAUUCAAAGAUCUGUUACUCAAAUUUUCGAGCGACGGUAACCUAACAGUUACGGCUGCAGAAGCUUUCCUGAAAACAAUCAAUAUGUGUCUGGAGAAAGGCCUAUUACAAUGUGGCUCUGAGUCGAACCCAGCGCAUCGACUACCAAUGACGUUGGAGACACUACAGCGACAUGCCGGCGAUCCUCCCGACAUUAUGAAUGUCUACGCUAAGACAAUUCGGCACCGUGGUUCACGUAAAGUCACCUAUUGCUACACGCCAAUCCUACAAUAUGCAUUUGGCUCUGUGAAGCGUCAGUUGAAGUCAAUACUUGAACGUCCUGGAAUCUUGGAAGCUAUCAAUAAGCACCGGGAAUACCUUAGGAGAGAAGGCAAACCAGACGACGUACUCAAAGAUAUUCAAGAUGGUGAGCUCUGGCGGAACUUUCAGAAGGGUGAUACCAAGUUUUUCGAAAACCCUCACAACAUCGGACUCAUUUUGAUGUGCGACGGCUUCUCACCUGCUACACGGCAGGGUGCCGCGUCGUACUCCAUGGGUGCUAUCAGCAUGUGCAUAGCUAACCUUCCACCUGAUCUUCGAAACCGGCCAGAAAACAAAAUUCUUGUUGGGGUAACACCUGGCCCACAUGAGCCAAAUGUCAACACAAUAAAUAACUUCUUGAAGCCAAUGGUUUCUGAGUUACUUGAACUCUGGAAGGAGGGUAUGUCUAUAACUCAUCCUGACGGAACACUGGAAGUGGUCUUUGCUGCUCUAGUUGCAUGUGCUUGCAAUACGCCUGCCGCACGGAAGACAAUACAACCCAGACACUGUGGGCAACUGCCAGUUGGUAUUGGAACAAGUUCAGCCGGAUCCUUGACUUCCAAUCCUCUCCAAAGUCUGGCAACAAUUGACCUUCCAAUAGCAAUUCCUAUUCUAUGGGAUAAAGUUGAUAUCAGCAGUGUAGAGCAGCAAACACACAAGGCAUGGGCAAAACUCAAAGAAGCAGAGGAAAAGAAGAAAGCCAAGCUGAGAAAAGGUGACAAAGUGACUUGUAACGCUGCAAAAGCCCAGCAGCAGGCCUUAACAAACACCAAUCCAACUACACACCCUCAAAAACAACAACAUACCACUCAAGUUGGUAAUCAGUCUGGUGAUAGCAACUCAGAUCUACCUUUGGAUGCUUGUGAUGUUGCUAAUUUGGAACAAACCAAGGAGGUUGAUGCUGAGCAACGCGGCUAUCAAACAUUUAUGCUCUUGCACAGUCAGGCCCGCUCCAGCCAACGUUCCAUUCCAGCCCGCUCCCAACCACCCUCUUGCAGCACAUCUCCCACUUUGCAAGACUUGUCAAGGAUGGAACCGGAGCCGUCCAUUACCACUCUCCUCAAGGCUAUCACAGCCCUCACCACCACAGUUGGGUCCUUGCAGGACCAAAUCAAAUCACAAGGCCAGCAGCUUGUUGAGCUCAGGGCCAUAUGCAAGGAAACGGCCAACCUCCUUGGCAAUAAGGAUCAGGGAGGACAAACCCAGCCUGGCCCAUUGACUGGGCCUGUCACCCCUCCUACCCACAUGGGAGGGGAAGCCCACACUCCAGGCACGGUUAGGCCUGGACUCAAGGACCCCUUCCAACCAACGCAGGGAACAAGGUUUGACUCCAAAGAAGAGGAGGAGCCAAGGAGGCCCAAAAAAGAGCCUUGGGGAACGCCUAGGAGCCUAAGCUCCCUCACCCUGUUUGACUCUGGGUUGUCUGGGAAGAAAGGCCACCCAAUGGCUCAACUGAAUGCUUCUCUGGGUUGCCCUUCACAGGGAUCAGUUCAACAAGGAAGAGCAGAUGGUUGUGUGGAUCCUGUACCACAUGACAGACAAAGCCGCCAACUGGGCACUUCCCCUUAUUGGGGCUAUUAUCAAGGGCAAGGGCAACCCUCCAACACCAUCCCAGCCUUAAUGGCCAAAUUCAAAGAGGCCUUUGCCAACCCUGAUGCCAAAUGGGCUGCUGCCAGGAAAAUUGCUGUGCUGACUCAGAAAACCACCAUGUCUGAGUAUGUCACAGAAUUCUGCAACCUCAUGGCGGAACUCAACUGGAACACAGAGGCGUACAUUGCCCAAUUCACGCGCGGCCUCCAUUGGAAAGUCAAAGAACUCCUGUCCACCAAGGACAAUGUCCCCAACAAUGAUCUUGAGGCCAUAUUUGCAGCCUUGAUCAAGAUUGAUAACACCCGUUGGGAGAACAAGGAGAACUGCCCAAAAAAGGCUCCCACUAAGGCCCCAGUCACCACAACCACCUCCUCAUCCACCACUACCACCAGGGUCUGUCUAUCUGAGGAUCCCAAUUACAUUACCCUGGAGGAAAGGGACUGCUGCUGCGCCUCUGGCCUAUGUGUCAAAUGCGGACAGAAGGGCCAUGGCAUCAAACAGUGCCCCAAUGGUUGGAAGGCAACAAUCAAAGAAAUGGCCAAGCCCCUGGCCAAAUUAGAUGUGCAUGUAUUGGAUUGUGAAUUUGUAUCUGUGGCUCUAGAUUUGAAUAAAAAGCCCCUCUUAUUCAUUGAUUUACAACUGCACAACUUCCCAACAGAAAAAUUAAAAACCUUAGUGGACUCAGGAGCCACAUCCAACUUCAUCUCCCCCUUGAUUGUUGAAAAACUUAAAAUCCCAAAAACCCAGCUUGAAAAUCCACAAGUUGUGAGAAUGUUAGAUGGUACCCUAUCCCAGACUGGUUGUAUAUGGCACCAGGUUCAACUUGCGGUCUUGGCCAAUGGCCAUCCACACACUAUCCCCUUCUUAUUACCUUCCCUGAAAAUACAAAUUGCCUCCAAAGAAGAAGCCAAUCCCAAUCCCUUGGCAGACCUCCCCACACAAUACCAUGAAUUUGCCAAAGUCUUUGGCAAAGAAGAAUUCAAGAUGCCAAGCUCCCCUGGCCCCAUUUACGGCAUGACAGACGCAGAAUCCAAAGCCCUGAAACAACACAUUGAUGAAGAACUAGCAAUGGGCAAGAUCCGCCCCAGCACUUCAUCAGCAGGCGCCCCAGUCAUGUUUGUAAAGAAGGCAGAUGGUUCCCUUAGGCUGGUUGUAGAUUAUUGGAAGCUCAACAACGUGACCCAUAAAAACGUUUACCCCUUACCACGGCAAAACAACCUCAUGGCCAAACUAAGGCAGGCAAAGAUGUUCACAAAACUGGACCUCUGA
Messenger RNA from Rhizoctonia solani, 3918 nucleotides. RefSeq names its product Retrotransposable element Tf2 protein. The transcript has 17 exons. The record is from RefSeq and is a predicted model, not a curated record. Bases 1 to 3918 code for a protein of 1305 amino acids. NCBI's taxonomy places the organism in Eukaryota, Fungi, Basidiomycota, Agaricomycetes, Cantharellales, Ceratobasidiaceae. Gene Ontology annotation, molecular function: nucleic acid binding; zinc ion binding.